AUGGCCCAAGAGCUGAUCCUGGAGAGGUGUGACUUGGAACUGGAGGCCAAUGGCCGCGACCACCACACGGCCGACCUGUGCCAAGACAGGCUGGUGGUUCGGCGGGGCCAGGCCUUCUGGCUGACGCUACACUUCGAGGGCCGCGGCUACGAGGCCGGUGUGGACAGCCUGACCUUCAGCGCCGUGACCGGCCCAGCUCCCAGCGAGGAGGCCGGCACCAAAGCUCGCUUCCCCCUGUCGGAUGGGGUGGGCGAGGGCGGCUGGGCAGCCUCGGUGGCAGACCAGCAGGACAACGUCCUUUCCCUGCAUCUCUACACGCCCGCUGAGGCCCCCAUCGGGCUGUACCGCCUCAGCCUGGAGACCUCCACCGGCUACCAGGGCUCCAGCUUCGUGCUGGGCCACUUCACCCUGCUCUUCAAUGCCUGGUGCCCAGCGGAUGCUGUUUACCUGAAUGCAGAGGCGGAGCGGCAAGAGUAUGUCCUCAACCAGCAGGGCUUCAUCUACCAGGGCUCAGCCAAGUUCAUCAAGAGUGUGCCGUGGAACUUUGGGCAGUUUGAGGACAGGAUUCUGGACACCUGCCUGACGCUCUUGGAUGUCAACCCCAAGUUCCUGAAGGACUCCAGCCGCGACUGCGCGCGCCGCAGCAGCCCCAUCUACCUGGGCCGGGUGGUGAGCGCCAUGGUGAACUGCAAUGACGACCAGGGCGUCCUCCUGGGGCGCUGGGAUAACAACUACGGGGACGGGGUGAGCCCCAUGUCCUGGAUCGGCAGCGUGGACAUCCUGCGCCGCUGGAAGGACCAUGGCUGCCAGCACGUGAAGUACGGCCAGUGCUGGGUCUUCGCCGCCGUGGCCUGCACAGUUCUGCGGUGCCUUGGCAUCCCCACUCGCGUCGUGACCAACUACAACUCGGCCCACGACCAGAACAGCAACCUGCUCAUUGAGUACUUCCGCAACGAGUUCGGGGAGCUUGAGAGCAACAAGAGCGAGAUGAUCUGGAACUUCCACUGCUGGGUGGAGUCAUGGAUGACCAGGCCAGACCUAGAACCUGGCUAUGAGGGGUGGCAGGCCAUCGACCCCACGCCCCAGGAGAAGAGCGAAGGGACGUACUGCUGUGGCCCCGUGCCCGUGCGUGCCAUCAAAGAGGGCGACCUGAGCACCAAGUAUGAUGCCCCCUUCGUCUUCGCCGAGGUCAACGCCGAUGUGGUGGACUGGAUCCGGCAGGAGGAUGGCUCCCUGCACAAGUCCGUCAACCGCUCCCUGGUGGUGGGGCUGAAGAUCAGCACCAAGAGCGUGGGCCGUGAUGACCGCCAGGACAUCACCCACACCUACAAGUACCCAGAAGGCUCCCCGGAGGAGAGGGAGGCUUUCACGAAGGCAAACCACCUGAACAGGCUCGAGGAGAAGGUGGAGGUGCAGGAGGGGGUGGACAUGCGCAUCCGCGUGGGCCAGAGCAUGGCUGUAGGCAGCGACUUCGACGUCUUUGCCCAUAUCACCAACAACGCCUCCGAGAGUCGUGACACACGCCUCCUGCUUUGUGCCCGCAUCGUCAGUUACAAUGGGGUCCUGGGGCCCGAGUGUGGCACCAUGGACCCGCUCGAUCUGACCCUAGAGCCCUUCUGUGAGAAGAGCAUUCCCCUUCGCAUCCUGUACGAGAAAUACAGCGACUACCUGACUGAGUCAAACCUCAUCAAGGUGCGAGGCCUCCUCAUCGAACCAGCUGCCAACAACUACCUGCUGGCUGAGAGGGACCUCUACCUGGAGAAUCCUGAAAUCAAGAUCCGGAUGCUGGGGGAACCCAAGCAGAACCGCAAGCUGGUGGCCGAGGUAGCCCUGAAGAACCCACUCACGGUGCCCCUGCUGGGCUGCAUCUUCACGGUGGAGGGAGCUGGCCUCAUCAAGGAGCAGAAGAUCGUGGAGGUCCCUGACCCUGUAGAAGCCGGGGAAGAAGUGAAGGUGAGGGUGGACCUGAUACCGUUUGACAUGGGCCUGCACAAGCUGGUGGUGAACUUCGAUUGUGACAAGCUGAAGGCCGUGAAGGGCUAUCGCAACGUCAUCAUCGGCCCCGCCUAAGGGACUUGCCCCAGCCCACCAAAGCCCCAGAGAGCCUGCACCUCUACCUAGCCCUUCUCGCAAGAUAGCCAGCACCCAUGCCCCUAGGGCGGGGUGGGGCCGUGGGGGUGUCUGGCUGGGAAUGUAUUCUGGCCCCUUUUGCACUCUGAGCCUGCCUGCCUUAGCUGUGAGGAAUAUUCUGUGUCAGGUGGCUAUGUCGACCUUGGAAUGCCCUUGAUCACCCGCCAAUAUUGUGUGAGCACCUCUGCAGUGCCUUGCAGGGGGCUGGAAGGGGUAGAGUGCCACUAGCUGAAUCAAAGAGCUCAACUCUCCAGAAGGUGGCCUGUGCCUCUCCCGCGGCCACCCCCAGCCUCCAUGGGCCCUUCGGGGAGCAGAGCUGGAUGAGGAUGGGGAGUAGGCCUGGUCCAAUCCCCUCCCAGGCCAGCAGCCCUGGCUCCCAGCCUCCCACCCAGCUCCCCAUCGCCAUGGCCCUGUCCUGGGCCAGAUGCCUCCUGGGUUCACUGGGCUCACAGGGGCCCAAGCAGUGGUGGCAUGGAGCUGCCUCCUGCAUGAGGAGGCUGAGCUCAGAGAGGGAGGCAGCUGCUCCGUGCCCCGGGGGCUGUGGGCAUGGGCGAGGGUGGAGGAUGCAGGGCCUGGGCUGGAGCCAGUCUUCUGACUCACAGUCCAGUGCUCUCUCUGUGACACCAGCCCUGACCUGAGAGGACCAGAGCCCUGGCUAUUGGGGAACCCAUCUCAUAAGGCCCAGUUGAGGCAAAGAGGUAGGGAAGAGGCUGACGGGUAGGAAGCUAGGGAUCAGAGUUCAGGGUGUGAGCCUCCAGUCUGGCCACAAUCUACUCUCCCUGUUCAAAGCAUCCAUGUUUUCAUGAUUAGCAGUAACAGAAGUGGCUCACUGCCUUCUGGGCCCUGUGUUUCUGAUGCCCCAUGUGGCCUAGCCUUAAAAAAUAAACACGGGCUCCACUCCCUGCUCCACACAGGCCCUUCCUCUGUAGGCCCAGACAGCUCAGAGUAAGACUGCGACCACCAUGCUGGUCCCCGCCCCGCCCUGCAGCCCCCCCCUCCAGGUCUAGUUCUAGGGAGCAAGAGCCCAAGGUGGCCCCGUCCUACCCACAGGAUGCUCAUGUCCAUGCCCGGGUCCCCCAAGGGCCUUAGCUGUGAGUGCUGGCCACGAACCAGCACAUCUACCCAGCCCAGCCUCCAGAACACAGCCCUGUCCCCGUCUCCCCCCCUCCCCCGAAGCAAGCUCACAGCCCAGGAGCGGCAGCUGAGAGCUCAAACCCACCCUGGCUGCAUGACAGGCCCCCACCCUCAGACUGGAAGAGUGCAGGAUCUCAAUUCAUGGGCUGGUCAUGGUCUCUAGGGUGCCCAGAAUCCCAGAGAGGGGGCUGGGGACAGGGGGGAGGGGGAUCACGCCAAUGCCUCUAAUACUUUCUGCUUCACAGCGAGAGGAAUAGCCAGAGGAGCCCCCCAUGUCUGUCCCAUAGAAACACAACGCUGUUUCUCUACAGCUGUACCAAAGCUUUGGGGUUCCAGGCAGGCAAGAGAUGCGCUUUUAAGCCAUAAAAAGCAAGCACUGAAAUAAGAGUAUUUUUCACAUUCAAACAAG
Dipodomys ordii (Ord's kangaroo rat) is the source of this 3673-nucleotide messenger RNA. It is a transcript of the gene Tgm2, whose product is annotated as transglutaminase 2. Lineage: Eukaryota; Metazoa; Chordata; Mammalia; Rodentia; Heteromyidae. The record is from RefSeq and is a predicted model, not a curated record. Gene Ontology annotation, molecular function: protein-glutamine gamma-glutamyltransferase activity. Gene Ontology annotation, biological process: peptide cross-linking. The coding region runs from base 1 to 2070 and encodes 689 amino acids. The transcript is spliced from 13 exons.